GUUUGCCCAGGAAGGCAGGCAGGCAGGCAGGCAGGCAGGCAACUUUGGCUGCGCCGCGUCCUCAAGUCCUUUUGGGGACCCAUCUGCGGUCUCCAUAGAGACUUUUUGAGCAAGCAGAUCCUUUCAGGUUUGGUGACAAAUAGGCGAGAGAGAGAGCAGAAGGGGAGGAGGAGCCGGAGGGAGAGGCGAAGAAAAAGCAAGCCGCAAGGGAAAACGCAGCUCCCCCGCCGGGCAAACUUUCCCAAAGACGAGGCGCUCCGCGCGCUUCCCGGAUCCGUCCCGACUCUCGCCUAAAAAGCCCAACUUUUCUCAGCCCUCCGAUUGAGAACCGAGAAGAGCCCGGCCGGGCGGAAAAAAACCCUCGCGGGAAAGUUGCGCUCCUUUGGGAAGGCAUAACUCUUUGAGCCCCGAGAAGAAGGGACGCGUGCGCCGGGCUUCUGGUCGGGGGAGAAAAGGGAAAGAGGCGCGUCCCCGGAGGGGAGCCGCUGGAUCUGCGCCACGCCGGAUCUCUCUUCAACCUGCCGUCGGGCUUCGGGGGCAUCUGAACUCAGCAACCUGAGGGGGAGAUCGGGCGAAGAAGCCGCGGCGUUCGCAGCGCUAUAAUGGCGAAGCCGGGAUCCGCUUUGGGCAGCUGCCGUCCAGGGUGAGCUUCGGCCAAACGGCCGGUUGGGAAGCCAGCUUGGGUGGCGAGGAGCCAUUUUGAGCGCCGUUUCGACGAAACCUCGACGCAGCCAACUUUGGAAGGUGGGCGAAAAGUUCGGCCUCCCCCGCGCCGGAGGGGAAGGGGGGAGCCUCACCCCCCCCUCACGCCCGCCUUUUUUCCAGGCUCCCCAGCAGCUGCUUGAUGGACGAGGCCGGAUGAGCAGCUCAGGGGGGUGGAUGGAUUUUGUAGCCCUUCGGCCGUCCUCCCUGCUUCCUAAGCCUCGGAGAUGCUCCGUUUGCCGGGGGCCGCCUGCCUGUCGUGGAUCUCGCUGCUGGCGCUCGCGACGGCGGGCUGGGAGCUGCAUCUCCUGUGCGGCGGCGGCAACAACGGCAACCGGGGCCGCUUGCUUUUGGACCUGUCGCUGGGGCCGGAGUGGCUCUGCGCUCUGGACGAGACUCGGACGCCCCGUCAGCUGAGGGACGCCGUGGAAGCCACGAGCGACGGGCUGUUGAAGACGACGGAGGCGCCGGUGGAGUGCGCGGGCCUGAGGAGAAAUCCGCUCCCCCUCCAUUUGCGCCUGGCUUCUCCGGCCGGCGGCGUCUUUCUCGCGCUCCGCCUGCCUGUUUACCUGCACGGCUGGGGCUCCCCCGGCCGUUCCCCCCGCGUUGCCACCCUGCCUCGCCUGGCCGUUUCUCCAGCUCUUCCCCAAGGGCGGCGUUUGGCUUCUCUGCUGUGCUUCCCUCCUCCCUCCGGGCAGCAGGUGCUUCCCAAAGUGAGGGAGGCGAAAGCAGGAGCCCUGCUCUGGGCUCUCAUGACCCUGACCAGUUUCCCACAGUGUGUCUGCCCCGACGGUCGGCCUUGGGGGGAAGUUGGGGAGAAACCACUAGACUGCCGUCUUCCCCAAGGCAGCUGCCCCCUGCAGCUUCUUUGUCACUUGAAGACGACCCAACAGAAUGUUCUGGUAGAUCUGGGAAGGCCUAGGCAUUGGGGAGUGGAACAGCCAGUAGGGGGUAAAUUGGAGGUGAAUAGAAGCAGGCAAGAGGUCUCCCCGCCAUUGGCGACUGAGGGUGGUGGCAGUUGGGAUUCUGGCCCUCGAGGACCUCGGAGGAUGAGGAGUGUGAACAGCCCACCUCAGUUCAAACUGCCCAAUUACCAAGUUUCAAUUGCUGAGAACCAGCCUGCGGGUACCCCGGUCAUCACCCUAGAAGCCCAUGACCCAGAUGAAGGGGAGGCAGGCCGAUUGACCUAUUCUAUGGAAGCCUUUUUUGACAAGAGAUCCAACGAUUACUUCUCCGUCGAUUCUAAGACGGGAGCAAUAGUCACCAGCCGUAAGCUGGAUCGAGAGACAAAAGACACCCACGUGCUUCAGGUGACGGCGACGGAUCACGGGUCUCCACGGCAUCGCUCGGCAAUCACCUUCCUGACUGUGACGGUCAGUGACACCAAUGACCACGAUCCUGUGUUUGAACAGCCGGAGUAUCGAGAGACCAUUAGAGAGAACCUGGAGGUAGGUUACGAAGUGCUAACUAUUCGUGCCACAGAUGAGGAUGCUCCGGACAAUGCUAAUUUGCUCUAUCGUAUCCUAGAACCAGGCUCUGGGGAAGGGAUUUUUGAGAUUGACCCAUAUUCUGGUGUUGUGAGAACCUGUGCCACUGUGGAUAGAGAGGAAGUCUCAGAAUACCAUCUUGUGGUCGAAGCCAAUGACCAAGGGAAAGAUCCAGGUCCACGAAGUGCCACAGUUACGGUGCAUAUCACAGUGGAAGAUGAGAAUGACAAUUCCCCACAAUUCAGCGAGAAACGUUACUUGGUACAAAUACCAGAGGAUACUCCAAUCAACAGUCAAGUUUUGCAAGUAAAAGCCACUGACCAAGACCGGGGCAAUAAUGCCCAGGUCCAUUAUAGCAUCGUCAGUGGCAACCUGAAAGGCCAAUUUUAUAUCCAUUCUUUCUCUGGCUCUAUUGACUUGAUCAAUCCCCUGGACUAUGAGAGCAUUCGAGAGUAUACCCUCAGGAUCAAGGCACAGGAUGGAGGGAGGCCUCCACAGAUCAAUUCGAGUGGGAUGGUGUCCAUCCAAGUGUUAGACGUCAACGACAAUGCCCCUAUUUUUGUGAGCACUCCCUUUCAAGCCACUGUGCUAGAAAAUGUCCCCAUAGGAUAUUCCGUGUUACACAUUCAGGCAGUAGAUGCUGACUCUGGGGACAAUGCUCGCUUGGAAUACAAAAUCUUUGAGCUCUCCCAUCUUCCUGCCUUGGCAUCUUCGAUACAGGGGAAUACAGGGUUUCCAUUCCAGAUCAACAAUAGUACAGGUUGGAUUACAGUGUCAACUGAGCUCGACCGAGAGACUACAGAGAAUUAUCAUUUUGGGGUGGAGGCCAGAGACCAGGGAAUCCCUGUCAUGUCUUCCUCUGCCAGCGUGUCUAUCACUGUCCUUGAUGUCAACGAUAACAGUCCUACUUUCACUGAAAAAGUAUAUCAACUCAGGCUGAAUGAGGAUGCGGCAGUAGGCAGCAGCGUCUUGACCCUGACUGCAAUGGACAAAGAUGUGAACAGUGUAGUAACCUACCAGAUCACGAGUGGCAACACAAGGAAUCGCUUUGCCAUUACUAGUCAGAGUGGUGGUGGUCUGAUCACUCUGGCUUUGCCCCUUGAUUAUAAACAGGAAAGGCAGUAUGUGUUGACCGUCACGGCUUCAGAUGGAACUCUGUUUGAUACAGUGCAAGUCUUCAUCAAUGUCACAGACGCCAAUACACACCGACCGGUUUUCCAAAGUUCACACUAUACCGUGAGUGUCAGUGAGGACAAGCCCAUAGGAACGUCCAUUGUCACCAUCAGUGCCACGGAUGAAGAUACUGGAGAGAAUGCAAGAAUUACUUACAUCUUGGAAGACAACAUCCCUCAGUUCCGCAUUGAUCCUGACACAGGAACAAUCACUACCUUGAUGGAAUUAGACUACGAGGACCAAGCUUCUUACACAUUAGCCAUCACGGCCCAGGACAAUGGGAUCCCCCAGAAGUCUGAUACCACCUAUGUGGAGAUCCUCAUUCUAGAUGCCAAUGACAACGCACCUCGUUUUCUUCGAGAUCGGUAUCUGGGCUCUGUUUUUGAAGAUGUACCUCUGUCCACCAGUGUUUUGCAGGUGUCUGCUGUAGACCGUGACUCGGGUCCCAAUGGCCGCCUGGUUUAUACUUUCCAGGGUGGGGAUGAUGGUGAUGGAGAUUUUUACAUUGAAGCCACAUCAGGGGUGAUACGGACCUUGCGCAAGCUGGAUCGUGAAAACGUGGCGGUCUACAGCUUGCGUGCUUUUGCUGUGGAUAGGGGUAGCCCACCUCUCAAGGCAUCCGUUGAUAUCCAAGUUACCGUACUGGAUAUCAAUGAUAACCCCCCUGUGUUUGAACAAGACGAAUUUGACAUCUUUAUUGAGGAGAACAGUCCUGUUGGUUCAAUCGUGGCCAGGAUUAGUGCAGUAGAUCCUGAUGAAGGAACCAAUGCGCAGAUCAUGUAUCAGAUUGUAGAGGGGAAUAUUCCUGAGGUCUUCCAGCUUGACCUUCUUAACGGAGACCUUACAGCCCUGAUGGAUCUGGAUUACGAGAGCCAGACAGAGUACGUAAUUGUGGUACAAGCUACAUCAGCCCCACUUGUGAGCCGAGCUACUGUGCACAUACGCCUUCUGGAUCAAAACGACAACCCUCCUGUGUUGCAUGACUUUCAGAUCCUGUUCAACAAUUAUGUCACCAACAAAUCUAAUAGCUUUCCUUCUGGAGUGAUUGGCAAGAUCCCUGCCCAUGAUCCUGAUGUAUCUGACCAGCUUGACUAUACCUUUGUCCAAGGCAAUGAAUUAAACCUGCUGGUUUUGGAUUCUGCUACUGGAGAACUGAAGCUCAGCCGAGAUUUGGAUAACAACAGACCCCUUGAGGCCAUCAUGAAAGUAUCCGUUUCUGAUGGUAUCCACAGUGUUACAGCAUAUUGCACCUUAAGGGUUACCAUCAUCACUGAUGACAUGCUUACAAACAGUAUCACGGUACGGCUGGAAAACAUGUCCCAAGAGAAGUUUCUCUCCCCUCUGCUGGCUCUCUUUGUGGAAGGCGUGGCUACUGUACUGUCAACAACCAAGGAGGGCAUUUUUGUCUUCAACAUUCAAAACGACACAGAUGUUAGCUCCAAUAUCCUGAAUGUGACAUUUUCUGCCCUACUUCCCGGUGGCAUUCGAAACAAAUUCUUCCCCUCUGAAGACCUUCAGGAGCAGAUAUACCUCAACCGGACACUGCUGACGCUGAUAUCUACUCAACGAGUAUUGCCUUUUGAUGAUAACAUUUGCCUGCGGGAACCUUGCGAAAACUACAUGAAAUGUGUAUCUGUACUGAAGUUUGACAGCUCCGCACCGUUUAUCAGUUCAAAUACUGUGCUUUUCCGACCCAUACACCCUAUCAACGGCCUGAGGUGUCGCUGCCCCCCUGGGUUUACUGGUGACUAUUGUGAAACGGAGAUUGACCUCUGCUAUUCUAACCCAUGUGGAAACAAUGGCCUUUGUCGAAGUCGAGAGGGAGGCUAUACCUGUGAAUGUUAUGAAGACUAUACUGGAGAAUACUGUGAAGUGAAUGCUCGCUCAGGACGCUGUGCACCCGGAGUCUGCAAGAACGGGGGUACCUGUGUUAACCUGCUCAUUGGCGGCUUCAAAUGUGAAUGCCCUCCUGGUGAAUAUGAGAGACCUUAUUGUGAGAUGACCACAAGAAGUUUCCCUCCAGAGUCAUUUGUCACCUUCAAGGGAUUAAGGCAGCGCUUCCAUUUCACUGUAUCUCUCAUGUUUGCAACAAGGGAAAGGAAUGCUUUACUUCUCUAUAAUGGACGUUUUAAUGAGAAACAUGAUUUUAUUGCUCUUGAGAUCAUUGAAGAACAGAUCCAGCUAACAUUUUCUGCAGGAGAAACCACCACAACAGUUGCUCCAUUUGUUCCAGGAGGGGUUAGUGAUGGGCAGUGGCAUUCUGUCCAAGUGCAGUAUUAUAACAAGCCCAACAUAGGCCAACUUGGCAUUCCUCAUGGGCCUUCGGGGGAGAAGGUGGCUGUAGUAACCGUGGACGACUGUGAUACCGCAGUGGCUGUACGCUUUGGAAGUCUGAUUGGAAACUACUCCUGCGCUGCUCAGGGAACACAGUCCGGCUCCAAAAAGUCAUUGGAUUUAACCGGCCCUCUGCUGCUUGGAGGUGUUCCCAAUUUACCUGAAGAUUUUCCUGUACAUAACAGGCAGUUCAUUGGUUGCAUGAGGAAUCUAUCCAUUGACAGCAAGCCCAUCGAUAUGGCCAGUUACAUAGCCAAUAAUGGCACCCUUGCAGGUUGCUUAGCUCAGAAGAAUUAUUGUACCACAAACUGGUGUCAGAAUGGUGGUACCUGUGUGACCAAGUGGAAUACUUACAGUUGUGAUUGCCCCCUGCGAUAUGGGGGAAAAAACUGUGAGCAAGCAAUGCCUUUUCCUCAACGUUUCACUGGGGAAAGCAUCAUCACCUGGAAUAAUCUUGAUAUCACUAUUUCUAUACCAUGGUACAUUGGCCUCAUGUUUAGAACUCGCAAGGUUAAUGGUGUAUUAAUGCAAGCCGAUGCGGGAGUAUCAUCUAAGAUUAAUAUACAGAUACUGAAUAAAUAUGUGGUAUUUGAGGUCUAUGAUGGACAGAAUCAGGUGGCCAGUUUGAAGAUGAGUCAGGUGCGGAUCAAUGAUGGCGAAUGGCAUCAUUUGCUAAUAGAGCUGAAGAGCACAAAAGAUGGCAAAGACAUCAAGUAUCUUGCAGUUGUGUCCUUGGAUUAUGGCAUGUAUCAGAGCACUGUACAGAUCGGAAAUCAGUUACCUGGACUAAAAAUGAAAAGCAUUAUUGUAGGAGGGGUCUCUGGAGAUCUAGCCUCUGUGCAGCAGGGCUUCUAUGGCUGUCUACAGGGAGUGAGGAUGGGAGAAACAUCUACAAAUGUUGCUACAUUGAACAUGAAACAGGCAGUCAAGAUUAAUGUCAAGGAUGGCUGUGAAAUAGACAACCCUUGUGAUUCUAAUCCUUGCCCCCUUCACAGCUCUUGUAGUGAUGACUGGGACAGCUAUUCAUGUAUCUGUGACCCAGGGUACUUUGGGACAGACUGUGUUGAUGUUUGUAGUUUGAACCCAUGUGAACAUGUCUCUACUUGCAUUCAUAAACCAAGCUCUUCUCAUGGAUACACCUGUGAAUGUGGACAAAGCUAUUACGGACAGUACUGCGAAAGCAAAAUUGAUCUACCUUGUCCCAGAGGCUGGUGGGGAAAUCCUAUUUGUGGGCCAUGUAAUUGUGAGAUCAGUAAAGGAUUUGAUCCUGACUGCAAUAAGACAAAUGGAGCCUGUCGAUGUAAGAUAAACUAUUACCGACCACAGAAAAAUGACUCCUGCUAUCCAUGUGAUUGUUUCCCUUCUGGUUCCCAUACUCGCACUUGUGACAUGGAAACUGGACAAUGUCCCUGCAAAUCAGGAGUGAUUGGACGACAAUGCAAUCGCUGUGAUAAUCCCUUUGCUGAAGUUACACCUCAUGGAUGCGAAGUGGUUUACAAUGGAUGUCCCAAAGCUUUUGAGGCUGGCAUUUGGUGGCCACAAACCAAGUUUGGGCAACCUGCUGCUGUUCCGUGUCCUAAGGGAUCAGUGGGGAACGCUGUUCGGCAUUGUAGCAGUGAGAAAGGCUGGCUGUCCCCUGAACUUUUUAACUGUACUACCGUUGACUUUGUGACUCUUAAAAUCAUGAAUGAGAAGUUUCUCCAUAACGAGACAAAAAUGGACAGCGAUAAGUCGGUGCAGAUAGCGAAAGUGCUUCAGAAUGCCACAAACCACACAAAUUCCUUCUAUGGAAAUGAUGUGCGGAUAGCCUACCAGAUGAUGAUCAGGGUACUGCAGUAUGAGAGCCAGCAACAGGGGUUUGAUUUGGCUGCAACAAGAGAUGUGGAAUUUAAUGAGAAUAUCAUAAAAACAGGUAGUGCCUUACUGGAUCCUCGCACAGAAGACCUUUGGGAACACAUCCAGAGGACCGAAGGGGGUACAGCUCACUUACUGAAACACUAUGAAGAUUACUUUCACAAUCUGGCAAAGAACAUGAAAAGAACCUACAUGAAACCUUUUGUUAUCAUUGCUGCAAACAUGAUUAUUGCUGUUGACAUAUUUGAAAAGUCAAAUUUUACGGGAACUAGAGUACCACAUUUUAAUAUGAUCAAAGAAGAUUACCCAAAAGAUUUGGAAUCAUCUGUUUUGUUUCCUGAAACUUUGCUCAAAACAUCUGUCAGAAAAGUAGGUCCUACAACAAAACCUUCAAACUAUGGACUUUUAUUGAACAUGGAGGAUGAGAUUGUAAAUAAUAAAAAUAUACAUGCCAAAAGACAGCGUCGGCAUCCAGAGAAUUCCAGCCAGCAUGCCGUUGCCAUGGUAAUUAUAUAUCGAACCUUGGGAUGUUUUCUGCCUAAGAACUAUGAUCCUGAUCGAAGGAGUUUAAGGUUACCCAACCGCCCCACCAUUAAUACCCCAGUAAUCAGCGUAAUCAUUUACAGAGAUGGAAAUUAUUUGCCUAAUCUAGUGGACAGCCCAAUUAUGAUUGAGCAUGUUAUGCUGGAAACGAUGGAGAGAACAAAGCCUGUGUGUGUCUUCUGGAACCAUUCAAUCACAACUAGAGAAACAGCAGGAGGCUGGUCUUCAAAAGGAUGUGAACUGUUUUCUCGGCGCCAGAACCGUAUUAUUUGUCAAUGUAACCACAUGACCAGUUUUGCAGUCCUAAUGGAUAUGUCAAAUCGUGAAUAUGAUGACGUGCUUCCUCUCAGGAUCAUCACUUACACGACAGUUUCCAUCUCACUGGUAGCUUUGUUGCUGACCUUCAUACUUUUGAUCUUGAUCCGAACUUUGCGGUCCAAUCUGCACAGCAUUCACAAAAACUUGGUGGCUGCUCUGUUCUGCUCGGAGUUAGUCUUCCUGAUAGGAAUCAAUCAGACAGAAAAUCAAUUUGUGUGCACCGUAAUAGCCAUUCUUUUGCACUACUUCUACAUGAGCACGUUUGCUUGGAUGUUUGUUGAGCAGCUUCAUAUCUACCGCAUGCUGACUGAAGUGAGAAACAUCAAUUUUGGGCACAUGAGGUUCUAUUACGUUAUGGGUUGGGGGAUUCCUGCCAUUAUAACAGGUCUUGCUGUUGGUUUAGAUCCUCAGGGAUAUGGGAACCAAGAUUUUUGCUGGCUCUCUGUUUAUGACACUCUGAUUUGGAGCUUUGCUGGUCCAAUUGUAAUAGUUGUGGCUAUCAACAUUGUGAUCUUCAUCUUAGCCGUGAAAGCAUCAUGCAAGCGAAGGCAGCGUUCACUGGAGAAAACUGGUGUCAUCGCUGUACUGAGGACUGCCUUCCUGCUCCUCCUGUUGGUCAGUGCAACUUGGUUACUGGGUCUGAUGGCAGUAAAUAGUGGCAUAAUGACCUUUCACUACUUGUUUGCUAUCUUUAGCUGCUUACAGGGCCUGUUCAUCUUUUUCUUCCACUGUAUAUUCAACAAGGAAGUGAGGAAGCAUUUGAAGAAUACAUUCACUGGAAAGAAGUCAUUUCCAGAUGACUCCACAACAACUAGAGCCACUCUGUUAACUCGGUCUCUGAAUUGCAAUGAUACGUAUAUUGAAGAACCAAACAUGUAUCGAACCACGAUUGGGGAAUCCACCGUCUCCUUAGAAAGCAGCAUCAGUAGAGAUGAAGCUGCCCAGAAACACAGCAUAUCAAGCCCAGCAAGAGCUGCUAAUACAGAAGGAGAUUCUUCCAUCUUCCAAAGGAAGCCAUCAAAAUCCAAUGAGCGUGAUUCCGAUUCUGACAGUGAACUGUCCCUUGAUGAACACAGCAGUUCUUACGCUUCCUCUCACUCGUCAGAUAGUGAGGAAGACGUGAUAGACGUGGAGAAGAAAUGGAACACGGGCACUUUGAAAAACAAUGAGCGGAUUCCAGUCCACAGCACUCCUAAAGUUGAUACCGUGCCCAAUCAUGUAAAACCCUACUGGCCAUCUGAGGGCAUCGACGCAAGUGAUGAGGAGGAGCCAAAUGCAAAACAGAAACUGAAGGUGGAAACCAAAGUUAAUGUAGAACUGCAUCAGGAAAAUCAAGUGAAUCACAGCAGUGAAAUACCUCAGGAAAAAGAGGACGAGGGACAGCAAAAGGAGAAUAAACCCCUCACUCAUCAAAACCAUCAGCCACCAGAACAGAGGAAAGGCAUAUUGAAAAAUAAAAUCACCUACCCUCCUCCAUUAGUGGACAAAAAUAUGAAGAAUCGACUGCGAGAAAAAUUGUCAGACUAUCAUCAAACUGCAAUCUCGCCUAAAACAACUUCUGUUGGGACUAACAAUGGCAUUCGCUCCACUUCAGACUCUGGAGUAACAAUAAAAAACCCAAGAAGAGAAAAUCCUCCAGAACAGAUGAAUGGCUUAGCCAUGAAUGUCCACAUGGCGACAAUAACGGCUGAGAAUAACUCAGAUUCUGAAGGCAGUAAUGAAACUUCAAUUUGAAUCAUCAGGAAAUAGUGAAGACUGUUGCCUUGGAGAAUUACUCUACUGUAACAUUGUGGUCGGCACCAGUCAGGUCUGGAUUUGAGUCUGCGUUCAUUUGCCAUUUGCCAUGGAGUGAGGAUGCCAAGAAUGUCACCUUGGAAAACUGCACCUACUUGUGACAAUUCCACAAUUUCCUGUGAGUUGCUCACUGACGUUACGGUUAGAGUCCUUCCAAGUACUUGCCUGACUGCAUCAUUUGUGCCAUAUGGAGACCAAUAAAUGGAAUUCAUUAUUGGAGGGAAAAUGCCUUUGAAAUAUGGUCUCAGCCAUAGCAAUGCUGCAAGGAGUCAAGAGCAGGAGAAAUCCAUCUGAACAAAUCCAUCUGAACCUUUGAGGAAUAACUCGUCAAUAAUACACAUGAUGUGUCAUUAGUCCCCCAUCUGAUUUUAUGCUGGGGUUUUACUCAAUUUCAGCAAGACUGCAGAACUCAAGAGGAGGAUGUAUCUCAUCAAGUUCUUCUCUAGUUUCUAUCCCAACAUGAGGAGGACACCUUGCCUUAAAAUACAUUGUUUUAUAUAAAUAUAUAUAAAUAAUUCUCUCUAUAUAUAUAGCUGUAGAUAAUUUUAUACAUUUUAUAUGGCAAUUCUUUUGUACAUUUCAUAUAUUUGCUGUUGUUGUUGUUUUCAAAUUUGAUAGCAGGAGAGCAAAGAACUUUGAUAUUUUUUAUAUUAAAAAAGAAUUGCAUGAGUUUACUUGUAUUUGGCAUUUCAGCGGAGAGGGAAAGGGAGAAGAAUCUAAGCUUGAUUUGUGAGUCUUUUUAAAAAAGACUGACAUGUUAGGGUAUCUAAAUUCAUUCAUUUAUGAUAUGAAUCUGAAAUGUUUUUAAGGCUGCAGUGUGUACUUUUAUGGCCUCAGGACAAUAUUUUUGCAUAAGCUCAGAGUCUCAUUGGAUUUCUUCAUCACAUUAAGUUACAAAAGAGGGCUUGUUAAUUUGUGCCUUAACAUGUCAAUUGUGGGUUGUAAAUCACUGCUUAUAGCUUGGCACAGUGUAGGAAUCUAUCUCAUAAAUGUACUGUGGUAGGUUUCUAAGGCAGUUUGGUCUUCUUUGCAUCCUUCAGCAUAUUUAGACUCUUCCUCCCCCUUGGGUGGAGCCCAUAGCCAAUCGUCAGCUGUUUUGAAAUUACUUUUAAAUUGUUAUUAUUGUAAUCUAAUUCUGCUGAAAUUUAUUUAACUUUUGAAGCUUGCCUCCUGUUCAUUUUACUCUUUUAAAAAACAAAAUUACAUUCUGUUCCCCUACUUCCCACUUUAGAAAAAGUCUAAGAAUAUUUUAAUCACUCCAUCUUUUAGCAAAGGUUGAGAGAGUUUUUAAAAUAAAUGAAACCUCUUGUCAAGCGAACUAAAUAUCUUGACAGCAUUUUGUUCAAAACAGUUGGGAGAAAGGAGCAGCUCUGUCGGUUUUUUAAUUUCUGUCGUCUUUAUAAAUUAGGGUAUAUUUGGAAAAAAUGUCUAUUUUGGAAUGUUUCAGGCAUGAUUAGACCCACAAUUAAUUCUUCUCAGUCAACGGGUAAAAUACACAGGGAUUUUCAUUAACUCAAGCCACUUUAGAAUUAAUCAAACUACUGUAUAUAAGGGGGAAAAAAGAUGAUAUAAAAUAGGGAAUCUGUAGGCCAUAAAUCCCGAAACACAUCUAAAUUGAUGUGAAAUUUAUCCCCAUGGAUAAAAGUGAUAAUUUCACUGGGUUUAGCAUUGGACAAAAAAAUAUACCACCUUUAUCAUUUAUUUCUAACCCGCAUCUCGCUGGAAUUCUCAAACUUUUGGUACUACAACUGCCCCUUGGGCUUGCAUGGAUAAAGCAAGAACAUUCUCAAGGACAAUUUGCUUGUUUCUUUGUCUUUAAUUGUAAAAUCCCUUCCCUGGAUUCCUGACUUAGCUUCAGAACUGCUAUAGUUCAAAUAAUUUUGCCUUAGCUGUGUAUUUCCUAGUGGCCUCAGUCAGCUGUGAUCUUUUAGCCAAAGUGCCUUUUUCCUCAGCUCUGGAAUAUCAGGAUAAGAGUGGACCACUCUUAGUAUGAUGAUGAUUGAUAAUUUACAAAUUGAUAAUUUACAUACAAGGUUUAAAAUAUUACUAGAAGUACCUAUAUGAAAGCUCAGCGUUUACUUCUGAACUCAUUUUCAUUUUUAUGAUUUUGCAUCUCCAAUAAAAAAAGCAUCAGGAAGGGAAAAUGUUUUGGAUGCUCAGGAAGAUCCAAUAAUCUUUUUUCUUUUCAAGAAAUCUGUCAUCUACUCUAAAUUUAGAUUUAUAGAUUCAGAAUUUGAUCUGAGGAAGGUUAUUCUUCUUCAAUGAAAUGGAGGGGGAAAAAAUGAAGUCAAAACGUCUUUUAAGACCUCUCUGAAUUUUGCUUUCAGGAAGUUUUAUUAAUCAGAAGAAUGGGGUAGGUGGGUAGGAGGCACAAUUUUACACAUUCAAAUUGAAUCAAAGUUUCAUAAUUUAGCCUCUCAUAUUGGCUCGUUGACUUCCCUCUGCUACCAGAGGGCAGUGCUAGGAAAUAUUCCCCUUUAAUUGUGAUUAAUAUGAAAGCAUUUAGAUCAAUCAUUUCCAGUUUUAUUUGUGGUGUAGUUUAUACUCAGCAUUACUUCUAACUGCAGAAACACAUCCUUUUCAAUUGUGUGACAUUCUAGAAGGAAUGCUGUGUUACUUAUGGUAGGAGUAACAUUAGGAGUCUGAUAGCACCUUUUCUGAAUAACAGCCAUUCACAAAAGUGUGUUCCUGUUCAUAAAAUAUAUUAGUUGAUACUACCAGACUAUUUCACUUUGUGUGAAUGUGUAAGAAAAUAAGCAGAUGCAUGCCAGGUAUGAUUUAAUGAAUGAACCUGCCCAAAAUCUAAAAUGUUUCUUAUGUAGAUUUGAAUCAUUCGAUCAUUUAUUUUGCUCGGAAAACAGUCCAGCUUAUAUUGAUUCAAAUCAAGAUUGAACUUUUUGAAUUCCUGUAAAUCCUGAGAAAACAUGCGUAUUCCUUGGUGGGUGGUCUAAAAGUUAAAAUACUUCACUUUGCAGCUAAACAUCUCUUAUAUUAUCAAGCAACGUAAUUUAUAGACUUUGACAAUGCAUGCAUAGGUACCCACAUGCACAAACAUUAUCCAAAAUAACCCAAGUGCCCAGAAUUGCCUCAUGAGAAAGAAUGUUUCUUGUACUAUAGAGUAGUGGUUCCCAACCCUUCUCACUCUGCGGACCAGCGGCAGAGGGGGGGGUUAGGGUGCGACUUCGCGUGUUUGCCUGCUCUUGUGUGGCCCGCUUCUGGGCCACGGAUUGGGGGUUGGAGACCUCUGCUGUAGAGAAGUGUUUCUAAACCUUGGUAGCUUGAAGAUGCGUGGACUUCAACUCCCAGAAUUCCUGAGCCAACAUAGGAAUUGAAGUCCACACGUCUUCAAGUUGCCAAAAUUGAGAAAUGCUGAUAUAGAGAAUAACGUUAAUAGAGAGAAGAACAGAUGUUCUUGUUUUGAACAUCAGCUGUGUUUCAUAUUUAUAUUUCUCCGAACUCUUGCUGCUUCCCCCCCCCCCUUUUCAUAUAGAAAAGCAGGUAUUAACUGACACAGUCCAACUAAGUUAGAGACUUUUACACCCAUUUCUUUCAGUGGGAGAAUUAAGAAUCUACCUAAAUUAAUUUACCCUGUGAAUUGUAAAAGUGUUUAAUGUGGAUUGCAGGUUUGGUUAUUCUGUUUUUAAAGACUGCGUACAAAUUUUCCUUUUUUUCAAACCUAGACAAAAGUCCCAUAUAUAAUGAAUGUUUGCUAAAUUAUUUUUUUAAUCAACCUUGAUUCCAUGAGGCCUUUUUAGAAGAGGGGAAGAGUCAUGCUCUUUAAAUAUAUAUAUAUAUAUAUUGCUUUCAUGCUGCAUAAAACUUUGAUGUAAAAAAAAUUGAAUGUGUAACUAUUUGCCUAUCAUUCGUCAAUAUGUGCUAAAUGAAGUUACAUCUGUGUGUAUAUUUUGCCCAAUGAGAUGUAGCGAGUUAUUUUUGAUCAGAACAGCAGUUGUCUGUGCUAACCACAGAGGAAAAUAAGGACCUAUUUUUUACAAUUUAUGACAGAUUUUAGACACUGGAGAAUUUUAAAAAUGUAUAUUUAUUAAAGUUCAAAACACUGGAAUUUGAGCACAGUUGAGAAAAUGUAACAGUAAAUUAAAGUUUUGAAUUUGUUUGUAUUUUUAUGACAACCAUUUCUUUCCAUAAAAUGAUGCCUUGUGAAUUUA
Messenger RNA from Pantherophis guttatus, 14371 nucleotides. RefSeq names its product cadherin EGF LAG seven-pass G-type receptor 1 (gene CELSR1). Gene Ontology annotation, molecular function: G protein-coupled receptor activity; calcium ion binding. Lineage: Eukaryota; Metazoa; Chordata; Lepidosauria; Squamata; Colubridae. The record is from RefSeq and is a predicted model, not a curated record. Gene Ontology annotation, biological process: homophilic cell-cell adhesion; G protein-coupled receptor signaling pathway; cell surface receptor signaling pathway. Gene Ontology annotation, cellular component: plasma membrane.